ACAACCAAAAGGAUUAGUAUAAAGUUUUUUUUUUUUUUUUUUUAAAUAAAAAAAAAUGAUAAUCAAAGGCCAUUGCCCGCAAGAAAGGUUAAGAAAUUUAUAAUAAAAUAUUAAUGGACUUUGUUCAAAGGCCCUCUGUGUAUUAGAGAAACCUCCAACUUGGUCCAGUUGAAGCCUGAAAAUAUAUUUGCAUGCCACGAAGUUUCAGAAUCCCAGUUCAUCAGAUUUAUCACUUGCUUUUGCUCAGUUGCUCUGGCGAUGAUUUCAAGAGAGAGGCUCAUGGAUUUUUCAGAAACUCAAGGUUUUGUGUGCAGUAAGUUCACAGAUUAUCCAUGGCCUUGAGAAAAUAGAAAGCUUUCUCCUUGAAUUGAUGGUUGUUGUUUUCGUUAGAGAUAAAUAGUGUCGCAACCUGUUUUGAAAGAAUUACAAAAUUUAGGCUUCAUAUUCAAGAUGGGUGUCUCUCUGUCCAUGUUUCUGGAAUGGGUGUCUCUCUGUCCAUGUUUCUGGAAGCAAGCUGCUCUGUUAAGAGGCUGAAUUGAUGGGCAUUGCCUUGUUUUUCCCUUUUCCUUCUAGACAAUUGAUGGGGAUUAAUGUUUCAGAGCAAUAAGAUGGUUUUUGAUCUCUAGGAGAAGUAACAUAGAUUGCAUACCUUCUUUUUGUUCAAUUGCCGUUGUUAUCUUGUUCAACUUGAAAAACUUGGUAAAUUUCAUCAAUGUCAGAAAAGAGUAGGCUUCCCUCAAAAUUUCUUUUCUACUUGAUAACAGUUUCUGUGUUCCUUUUAAUCCUUUCUUCUGUCUUCUUACUUCAAUUUAGCAAAACUUCUUUUACACCCAGUUCAGUGUUUAAGCUUAUUCUUGUUAAUGGCACAUCAGUGUACUUUGAGCCCCUUGUAAAAAGUAAGCAGAAACAACUUCCUUUCCUGUCCUCUGAGGUUUCCGGAGUUGAUGCUAUAAAAUCCUCAAAAAGAAGUGAAUUGGCCUGUCAAGUUUCCAAUUCAAGCAAGAAAUUGGGAUCUUUAAGAAAAAUGAAAACUAUGGCCUGUGAUUCAACUCAGGCACUCUUGAGGGUGUUCAUGUAUGAGUUGCCUCCUGAAUUUCACUUUGGGCUUUUGGGUUGGAAGGGAAAGGAGAAUCAAACAUGGCCAAAUGUCAGUAUCCCAAGUCGCAUCCCACCUUACCCAGGUGGCCUGAAUUUACAGCACAGUAUCGAAUACUGGCUCACCCUUGAUCUUCUGUCCUCAAAUAUCCCAACUGUGGUCAGACCUUGCACGGUAGUUAGGGUGCACAAUUCAAGCGAAGCAGAUGUUAUUUUUGUGCCAUUCUUCUCAUCUCUGAGUUACAACAGGCAUUCUAAGCUCCAUGGAAAGGAGAAAGUCAGUGUCAACAAGAUGUUGCAGAACAAAUUGGUGCAGUUUUUGAAAGGUCGGGAUGAAUGGAAAAGAAAGGGUGGGAAGGAUCAUUUGAUAGUUUCUCACCAUCCAAAUAGCAUGUUGGAUGCAAGAAGGAAAUUGGGCUCUGCCAUGUUUGUGCUUGCAGAUUUUGGAAGAUACCCAGCUGAAAUAGCAAAUCUUGAGAAGGAUGUAAUUGCUCCUUACAGACAUGUGGUGAUGACUGUUGACAGCAGCAAAUCAGCCUCAUUUGAGGAACGUCCUAUACUAUUAUAUUUCCGAGGAGCCAUAUACAGAAAAGAUGGAGGAGUAAUUCGCCAGGAAUUGUAUUAUAUUCUCAAAGAUGAGAAAGAUGUACACUUCACUUUUGGUAGUGUUCAAGGAAAUGGUAUUAACAAGGCAAGCCAAGGAAUGGCCUCAUCAAAAUUUUGCCUCAAUAUUGCUGGUGAUACCCCUUCCUCAAAUCGCCUAUUUGAUGCUAUUGCUAGUCAUUGUGUCCCUGUGAUUAUUAGUGAUGAGAUUGAGCUACCAUUUGAAGAGGUCUUAGACUACUCAGAGUUUUGCAUAUUUGUUCACGCGUCUGAUGCUGUUAAGAAGGGUUACCUACUGAAUCUUCUUCAAGGAAUCAAGCAAGACAAGUGGACCAAGAUGUGGGAAAGGUUGAAGGAAAUUGUACAUCAAUUCGAAUAUCAGUAUCCAUCCCAGCCUGGUGAUGCCGUUGAUAUGAUUUGGCAAGCAGUUUCUCAUAAAAUAUCCUCUAUACAAUUUAAAUUUCACAGAAAGAAGAGAUAUGACAGGUCAACUUCUGGUAUAAUAACGAAAUAACAAUCACCGUUUGAAAUGCGAGUCACUAAGAUCUCUUGACCUUGCACCCCAGGGGAAACAUGAAAGUUUUGCUGAAGGUGGCAUAUAAGAGACGGAGACUAGUUGAGAAGAUAUCUGUAAGGGAUUUUGUCUUUGACAAUAUAUAUCCGUACCCAUUGGUUAUGUUGAUCUACUUUGUAGAUAGAUAAUAAUUUUCAAUCAAAUUAUUUAUUUUUGAA
Molecule: messenger RNA, 2430 nt
Organism: Prunus mume (Japanese apricot)
Lineage: Eukaryota; Viridiplantae; Streptophyta; Magnoliopsida; Rosales; Rosaceae
Product: Exostosin family protein
Molecular function (GO): glycosyltransferase activity
Source: RefSeq, a predicted model, not a curated record